CAGAAUUCAAGGCCCCGGGGGUGAGGCCCAGGCAAAUGACCCGCCCCCUUCCUCCAAGAAUUCUAUCAGGAGGGACUGAGGGAGAAACAGGUGAUGUGGGAGGGGGCGGGGGCUCGACUGGGGGCCUGCCUGCAGCUGACACUCAGAAGUGCAUCUUGCCUUUCCCUCUCCAAGUCUCCCAGGGCUCCUGUGAUUCCCAGGUACCAAGUCCUCAGUGUGAUGUUCAAGGACAAACACUGAGCUUCCCACUACUGUAUAUCAGGCAGUGGCAUGGAUUGAUUUACUUAAUCACAACAACCCAGUAAGGUGGAUAGUAUGACAUCCCAUUUUUAUAGUUGGGGACAAUGAGGCUUGGAGAGGUUUAGUAACUCUUACAACAUCACACAGCUGGGAAGGGGCAAAGCUAGGAUUUGAAUAUGGGCCACCUAGCUGGAGAGUCUCCUUGCUUAAUCAUCCUGCUGUACUGCCCUGGAAGUGAGGACCUCCCUGAGGCAGUGACUUUUGAAGUGGUAGCUAGAACAUUUCAGGCAGAAUAAUAACUCCUACAUCACAGGGAAGCUGUGAAGACCCAGUGAGGGCUUAGGGUGGUGCUCAGUACUCAGCAAGAUGCUCAGAAAAUAUGAGCUUAAAAAGGGAUUAAGGAAGAUUUCAUAGAGGCGAUGCUGAGUACGGUUUUGAAGGGUAUAUAUGAGUCUUCCAGGAGGACUGGGCUAAGGGAAGGAUACAGAGGGCCCAGCAAGGACAAAAAAAGAGAAAGGCGUAUGCUGUUGUCUUUCUGGCUGAGUGUGACCCAUGGCAAGAUGCUCUUUACCUGGAAGUUUUUCCAGACAGACCUCCCCCAGGUUUCUCCAGCUGUGACAGCCCUGACUACACUGGAAGGGCAGGGGGUGUGGAUGUGAGAUCCAGAACUGAGUUCUUUCCUGUCCCCAGCCUCAGCUGGGCCCCCAUUCAGCUAACAUUUAUUAAAUAGAUAUGCUCUGCCUCUCCUGCUCACAUUCUAUGGCUCCCAUUUACUUGGGGAGCCAGUUCCCAACUCCCCUGCUUUGCUUCCCCUGCCUUGCUUGAGCUGCCUGGCUAACCUGCUGCUUCCUCCUGGACCCUGCCUCCAGCCACCCUGACUUUACCAGCAAAGAGCACCUAAUUCCAGACCUCCAAGCUUUUGCACAUGCUGUUUCCUGCCACGGAUGUCCUUCCUUUAGGGCCCAAUGUUAAGACCUUUUUUUUUCUUUUAGGUUCAUCUCAGACCUCACUUCCUCCUGUGGGAUCUUCUGGGUCCUUCUCACUGCCUAGCCCAAUCCCUGGGCCUGGGAUCAUCUUUCACCCAGCUUUGGCCUCUCUUAUAAAUAAGAGGCUUGUGUUCAGGGCUGAGGCUUCUCUGGGGUGUCAGGGAGGGUGUGGGAGUCUCAGGACCUGGGAGCUGGUCUCAGUGCAACCCUCUGUCCCCCCUACUCAAAGCAACCCUCUUCUGGCCGGCCUACCCCUGGACCCUGAUUACUCUGUGCCUUGCCACUGCUCACUUCCCUCACCCUCCAACGUGUGUUUGGCUGCUAACGAGAAGUGUGACAAGUGCUGUGGCCUUUCCUCAGAAAAGACCUUGGCAUAUACAUUUCACUGGUCCAGGACUCCAGAUCCAGAGAUCUUGCAGCCAGCUCAACCUGAAAAUAUAGAGACGAUUGGAGCCUGGAGGCCAGGGAGAGACUCGGGGCCUCGAUCGCAUGGGUCUCCCCUGCUCCCCAGCUCAGACUCACAGGAGCACUGUAAUGACCAGGACCUUCCGAAGAGGCAUCACAGCAACACUAAGAAGCCCUUGGAGACCAGCUCUUCCAAAGCCAGAGUGAAGUCCACUGUGAUGAUUCCCGAAUCCCAGAAGCUUCUUCGAUGUGAACUGGAGUCACUCAAGUGUCAGCUACAGGCCCAGACCAAGGCUUUCGAGUUCCUAAACCACUCAGUGACCAUGUUGGAGAAGGAGAGCUGCCUGCAGCAAAUCAAGAUCCAACAGCUUGUAGAGGUGCUGGGCCCCACGAGCCGCCAGGCAGACAAGGAGGGACUCAAGUGGGACGUGGAGGAAGGACGGCAGGAGCUAUAUGAGGCCCUGGCUAAGGGCCUGCAGGGGCUGCAGAAAACCCUGCGUGACAACCAGGAGGUGCAGCGGGCCCGUACCACCCGCUGUCUGCAGCUGCUGGCCCAAGAGAUCCGGGACAGCAAGAAGUUCCUAUGGGAGGAGCUGGAGCUGGUGCGGGAGGAGGUGACCUACAUUUAUCAGAAGCUCCAGGCACAGGAAGAGGAGAUCACGGUGAACCUGGCGAACAUCCAAAAGAUGCAGAAGACACAGGUGAAGUGCCGCAAGGUCCUGACCAAAAUGAAGCAGCAGGGGUAUGAGACAUCCAAUUGUCCAGAGACCAAGGAGUUGCCACCAGAAGGCAGUGGCUUCUGGAGGGAUGACCUCCAGAAGGAGCUGGGUGACAUAUGGUCUGCUGUCCACGUGCUGCAGAACUCCUUUGAUGGCCUCAGCAUAUCCUCAGGGGGCCGCCCCAGGGCAGCGAGACUCAGGGGCUAUAAGGGGCACCGAUGCCUGAGCCCUCCUGUCCCCUGCUGGGAUUCAGACUCGAACUCAGACCAGGACCCUUCCCAGCCACUGCUCAGCAAGAGCCGCUCCUUCUCACCUGGUCUGUAUCUCCCCCUGCCCCAACCUACCCUUCUUCCCCUCCUGGCCUGCCCUGGAAUCCCACAGUAUGGGCCCUCUCAACUCCCAGCCUGUGCAUCUGCUCCCUGACCUCCAGCCCUGGGGUCCCCUGGACCAGGGCCAGGC
Molecule: messenger RNA, 2809 nt
Organism: Hippopotamus amphibius kiboko
Lineage: Eukaryota; Metazoa; Chordata; Mammalia; Artiodactyla; Hippopotamidae
Gene: CCDC159
Product: coiled-coil domain containing 159
Source: RefSeq, a predicted model, not a curated record